AUGAUAUGGGUUUAUGGGAUACAGCAUUUUAAGAAACAGAUCAUUAAGCAUCAGCCUUUUGGAUACAACACCAGCAGAGCAGUAUUCGUGUCAUUUAACACGGGGUUGCUAUCAAUCCUGAGAAAAUUAAAGAGUGCUCCAGACCAGGAGGUUCGCAUCUUAUUGCUUGGUCUGGAUAACGGAGGAAAGACUACACUGCUCAAACAGCUGGCUUCAGAAGAUAUAAGCCACAUCACUCCAACACAGGGUUUCAACAUUAAGAGUGUCCAGUCUCAGGGCUUUAAACUGAAUGUGUGGGACAUUGGUGGCCAGAGGAAGAUCAGGCCGUACUGGAGAAAUUACUUUGAAAAUACAGAUGUACUUAUUUAUGUCAUUGAUAGUGCUGACCGCAAGAGGUUUGAAGAAACGGGACAGGAGUUGGCUGAGUUACUGGAUGAGGAGAAGCUGAGUGGAGUACCUGUCCUCAUCUUCGCCAAUAAGCAGGACCUCCUCACAGCAGCCCCGGCCUCAGAGAUAGCCGAGGGGUUAAACCUUCACACCAUCCGGGACAGAGUAUGGCAGAUUCAGUCCUGCUCAGCUCUCACAGGGGAAGGUGUUCAGGACGGUAUGAAUUGGGUCUGCAAGAAUGUCACAGCUAAGAAGAAGUAGCAUGGACUGGCAGUGUGAGGAAAGUUGAGAUGAAACAGUGAGG
This is a messenger RNA of Chanos chanos (milkfish), 691 nucleotides long. RefSeq names its product ADP ribosylation factor like GTPase 3a (gene arl3a). The record is from RefSeq and is a predicted model, not a curated record. The transcript is spliced from 6 exons. NCBI's taxonomy places the organism in Eukaryota, Metazoa, Chordata, Actinopteri, Gonorynchiformes, Chanidae. Bases 1 to 648 code for a protein of 215 amino acids. Gene Ontology annotation, molecular function: GTPase activity; GTP binding.